This is a messenger RNA of Colius striatus (speckled mousebird), 2408 nucleotides long. RefSeq names its product zinc finger protein 276 (gene ZNF276). NCBI's taxonomy places the organism in Eukaryota, Metazoa, Chordata, Aves, Coliiformes, Coliidae. Gene Ontology annotation, cellular component: chromosome; kinetochore; nucleus. Bases 1 to 1893 code for a protein of 630 amino acids. Gene Ontology annotation, biological process: regulation of transcription by RNA polymerase II. The transcript has 11 exons. Gene Ontology annotation, molecular function: zinc ion binding; chromatin insulator sequence binding. The record is from RefSeq and is a predicted model, not a curated record.
AUGAAGCGCGAUCGGCGCGGCCGGUUCCUGGCGGCCGCGGGCGGCCCCGGCGCCGCGUCCCCGCAACCCCGGCGGCGCCCGGGCACGGCGGCCCGCGGGGCUGAGGCGGCGGCGCGGCCGGAGCCCCCCGCCGAGUGGGCCACGGCCGCCUGGACGCGGUCCGGCGCCCUCGGCCCGGCCCCGGAGGCAGGGAUCGGCAGAGCCCUGAGCAGCGGGUACUGCCGGCUGUGCCACGGGAAGUUCUCGUCGCGGAGCCUGCGCAAUGCCUUCGGGAAGGUGCCGGUGAUGGGGGAGAACUCGGAGAAGCAGCGCCGCGUGGAUCAGGUGUUCUUCAGCGACUUCCAGCGCCUGGUCGGCGUGGCCGUGCGGCAGGACCCGGCCCUGCCCCAGUUCGUCUGCAAGAAAUGCCAUGCCCAGUUCUACAAAUGCCGCAGCGUCCUCAGGACCUUCAUCCAGAGGGUGAACGUGUCUCCCACGGGCCACCUCAAGCCCAAAGGAAAGAGCGGCGCGGCCCAGGCGCAGCCGGGCGCUGAGGGAGCUGCCUCCUGCCUGGUGGACCUGGUGACGUGCAGCCCGCAGUGCCUGCAGGGGCUGGUGCGGUGGGCGCACACGCACGCCGGCGCCUGCCCCGCCGUGCCCAGCCUGCGCAGCGUCCUCUCCUCCGAGUACUGCGGCGUCAUCAGCGCCGUGUGGGGCUGCGGCGGCGGCCACGACCACGUCAUGGACACGGGCUCGGACUGCAGCACGCUGCUGGUCGACAACGCUCUGACUGUCAAACGGGAGUGGAACAAGGGCGCGGCACAGCGCCUGACUGACAACGGCGCGGAGGGCGCCCAGGCUGCUCCUGCGCCCACGGCCCAGCACGCUCCGGGCGGGACGGCUCCUUGCCAGCAGCCCGCGAACAGAGGGACCACGGCGCUGGAGGAGAAGGAGGCGGCACAGAACAGGGACUCAUCUCACUCGGAACUGGACAGCACGGCCUCCUCGCAGGAGAAGGCACCGCCGCAGCCACAGCCCGUGUCCCCACUGAGCACUGCCACAGGACAGUUGAGUGGGGAGCAGGUUCUGUCUGCAACGUCGGAUGAGCGGGUAAAAGACGAGUUCAGUGACCUUUCUGAGGGGGACUUCCUGAGCGAUGAUGAAAAUGAGAAGAGAAACGUGCAAUCAUCAGACGACUCCUUCGAGCCUUACCCCGAGAAGAAGGUUUCUAGCAAGAAGAGCGACAGCAAAGAAGCAAAGAAGGCAGAAGAGCCCAAAAUAAGGAAGAAGCCGGGGCCUAAGCCAGGCUGGAAAAAAAAGAUCAAAUGUGAAAGGGAGGAGCUGCCCACCAUUUACAAGUGUCCUUACCAGGGGUGCACGGCCGUGUACCGCGGCGCGGACGGCAUGAAGAAACACAUCAAGGAGCAUCACGAAGAGGUGCGGGAGAGGCCCUGCCCUCACCCCGGCUGCAACAAGGUGUUCAUGAUCGACCGGUACCUGCAGCGCCACGUGAAGCUCAUCCACACCGAGGUACGGAACUACAUCUGUGAUGAAUGUGGACAGACCUUCAAGCAACGCAAACACCUCUCGGUCCAUCAGAUGCGGCACUCGGGAGCGAAGCCCCUCCAGUGUGAGGUGUGUGGCUUCCAGUGCCGCCAGCGCGCCUCGCUCAAGUACCACAUGACCAAACACAAAGCGGAGACGGAGCUGGAGUUCGCCUGCGACCAGUGCGGGAAGCGCUUCGAGAAGGCCCAUAACCUGAACGUCCACAUGUCCAUGGUGCACCCUCUGACCCAGACUCAGGACAAAGCCAAGCCACUGGAGCCAGAGCCCCUUCUCCUCCUCAGUACUUCAGGGACUUCAGAGAGCCAGGCGGUAAAGCCAGAAGUGACUGCGCAGCAGGAGCCCACCUGAGGGGCAGGGGCAGCUCAUCCAGCCCAGCCCAGCCCUGGAGGAACCUGACAGCACCGUGGAGAUCUUCUUAAUCUACGUUUUAGUCUCCCCCAGGACUCACUCGGUGGAAUUAGCUUCAGCUUGCUCAGAAAAAGCUUGUUUCCAUGCUGUGAUUCUCCAUGCUCACGUCUGACUCAGCAGUGUUGUACUAAGAGACUGUCACGUGCCCGGGCAGGGAGGGUGGGUGGGCAGCAUCUCGUCGUGGUCCCCUUCUCCCCACGCACGCAGCUGUGGACAGGGAGCUGGCCAUGACUCUUCCUUCCUUCCUGCAGGAGCUGCAGCCUCGUCCAGCAGGGCCCUCAGGUGCCUCUGAGGCUACAGCAGCCACUGGAGCAACUGUAAGCACUUAGACGUUUCAUUUUGGAAAACAACAACAAAUUAUUCCCAAAGUUAAGUCUAAAUUGACAUUUGUAACCUACUUUUUAUUGUAACAAGAGCUUCAUGGUUAUGCUUGUAAUAAAUUAUUUACAAAGGAA